CAGUCCAGAAACCGGAAGUAACCAGUAGACAUUCUCUGAUUAAACUCGCCACUUGUUUUUUUCCUGCCUAACUCGGUAAACUAGGAAGUUCCCAGGUAAGACCAGUAGACAGAGAGAGACACUUCUGAGCUGGUCCCAGCUGGUGGUGGUCCCGUAGUUUUCUGAUCACGUACCAGUCAAACAGCUGUAUGAAGCUUCUCCCCCUGACGUCUUUUAGGCUGCGUUUACGGGCAGGCCUGCACAGUUCUGUUUUUCUGCUAUACCAGAGUUUACAUCUCCGUUUGUGAGUAUGUGGUUCAGUGAUUUGUAGGCUAUAACAGACACUCUUUCGUCUUGGUGGUCUGCUUCGGGUCUUUGACACCAGAGUGCUAAUUGGAUUGGAGAGAUUCAGGAAGUGGUUCAUUUUCCACGUCACUAUUUUUUUUUUUACUUUCGUUUUCAAAGUAUGAGAAGUCCGCAAAAUAGGCUAUCGCUUUUAUUUUAUGGCGAAAAACGAGAGUGGAGAGCUUUUCCAUCUCUGUUUUCAUUUGGGUAGUCUAGGCCUGCAUCAUCGUUCUGCCUCAGGCCGUCGUGCAUUCACGAGAAAGCAACAUUGUGUAGGCUAUUGUAAAUGCGAAAACGUAAAAUAUUGUGGGCAUUUUUAACGAGUUGAAAAUGACCGGAAUAUCCGAUCUGUCCGGUUACACUGCAUUCUCAUUGGCUCAUAUCUGAUUUAUUUCCACAUAUGAACGAGCCCUGGAACUUUUGUGCCACAGCAAAAAAAAACGGUAUUGGGUCACAUUUAACUGACAGUGUAAACUCAACAUCUGUAGCCACAUUUGUGUUCGUGCGAGUGUUUUUUCUUUUUUGUCAUUUUGUCUUGUCUUGGUGUGUGUAGGUCUAUGUUUUGUGGAGGUGGAUGAGAUUAAUCAGCAUCAUGGACAUUAAGCACAAACAAGCCUGCAUCAAAGUGGAGCAGGCCACUCAACGUAUUACACAAGCAUUACAGGAUCCAGUCUCGGGGAUUAAAAAAGAAGAGGGCAGUGAUUGGUAUGGAGAUUACAAGCAAUCUGUGGAGGGAACUGACCCCAGAACAGAAGCGACCAUUUCUUCAUCUGCAGACAUUAAAACGGAACUGCUGCAGGAUCCAGUCUCGGGGAUUAAAAAAGAAGAGGGCAGUGAUUGGUAUGGAGAUUACAAGCAAUCUGUGGAAGGAACUGACCCCAGAACAGAAGAGACCAUUUCUUCAUCUGCAGACAUUAAAACGGAACUGCUGCAGGAUCAGGAGGAAAAGUCAAACAUGGCUCCAGUCCCCAACUCCGAAAUGGAGUUCAGAAGGGUAUCAGUGGAGGACUGCUGUAGAACACAAGAACAGCGAAAGAUUAACAAGAAGGAUAAUAGAGAUGGAGAACAGCCUGAGACCCGAAAUGGAUCAUCUCUCUCGUCCUCCUCAGCAUCCCCCUCCAUGUCAAGCACAGAGACUGAGAAAUCCAAAAAUCACUCCUGUUCUGUGUGUGGUAAAAGCUUCCACUUACUGUCUCAGCUUAGGAAGCAUCAAGAUGUCCACACAGGUGAGGGGCCACACUCCUGCGCCUUGUGUGGUAAGUGUUUUACUGAAAAGGGAAAUCUCAAGCGACACCAGCUUCAGCACACCGGGGAAAAGCCGUACCACUGCACUCAGUGUGGCCAUAGUUUCCGACAAGAGGCACAUCUCAAAGAACAUCAGCGCAUUCACACAGGAGAGAGGCCAUACCACUGCACUCUGUGUGACAAGAGUUUCACUUCAAAGGGAAAUCUCAAUGUACAUAAGCGCACCCAUACAAAACAGAGGCCGUACCACUGUGCUGACUGUGGCAACAGUUUCAUUUGCCAUAACGACCUCAGGAAACACCAGCGCAUUCACACAGGAGAGAGGCCGUACCCCUGCGCUCAGUGUGACCAGAGUUUCACCAGGCCAUCUCAUCUCAGGCGACACCAGCGCACUCACACAGGAGAGAGGCUGUAUCACUGUACUCAUUGUGGCAAGAAUUUGUCCACUCUUGAAUAUCUGAAAAUACACCAGAAGAAACACACUGAACAAAUGUAGGAUGAUUCUAAGAGUCCUGAGAGGACACCUCCUCAUGUAACACAUUGACAUGAUAUUUAAUGAUCAUUGUUAUCCAUUUUGUCAUCAAUGUAGUACAAAUUAACCAAAUGUGUGGUUUGUAUCUCAAUUGAUUUUGGUAAAAAUGUGUCGCCUGCUAUCUCUAUUAAUUGGCUGGUUCAGUCUUGUAUAAGUUGUCACCUUUUAACUCGCACCCGAAAUUGUUGUGAGAUUUGAUUUGGUUCUCACUACUACUCUCAGUCUUGUAUACAGUAGCCUUAGCAACUAAAAUGAAUGAAAUGCAGCUACUGUUGUUAGUGGAAAAUCAUUGGACCACAGCAGCUUUUAAAAUGGAUAUAAAUUGUGAUUACUAUUAUCUGUACAUUCAAUUUAUCCUGUUGCUAAUAAACCAUUAAGGAAUCCUUUAUUUAA
Molecule: messenger RNA, 2494 nt
Organism: Alosa alosa (allis shad)
Lineage: Eukaryota; Metazoa; Chordata; Actinopteri; Clupeiformes; Clupeidae
Product: zinc finger protein 239-like
Exons: 7
Coding region: 899-2065 (388 amino acids)
Cellular component (GO): nucleus
Source: RefSeq, a predicted model, not a curated record